AUGUCCUCCUCCUCUCAUCGUCCUUUGAAGAAGAAGCGGAUGCUAUUGGACAAUUUGAAUUUGGAUGCGGCGAAAUACAAGACGGAUUUGGAGUACGAGCGGUCGCUGCGAAUGCGAGAUCAUCGGACGGCUCAAGCCGAACAAGAUCGCUUACAAAAGUUAUUGGAUUUUGCACAGAGUGAAACCACCAAAUACCAGACUCUACUACAAGAAGAACGCCAGGAAUUCGAUGCCACGUUGGACAGUCUCAAGGAAUCACGAGACGAUGCCAUGGCCGAAUUGCGGCGGUUGCAACAGGAGCAAGAGUAUGAUGAUACUACUACUAAUGACGGAAGUAGUGAACUGUGGCAACGCAAGUGUCGCUUACUGGAAGAUCAAUUGUCUGCCAAAGACCGACAAGUGGAACAACUCCAAACGGAUUUGGAGACUGUCAGGAGUGACUGGAAGAGUAGUCUACAGCAACCAUCAGAAGAUGACGACGGCACCACCACACCCACCAAGCAAGCCACCACACCCGCAUCGACACUGUCUCCGGCUCCCUCUGAACUACUGCGUGAACUCAAUCGCAUUCGCAUUGAAUUGGCAGAAUCGGAACGCUCCACGCGCCAAUGGCAACGCAGUGCCCAACGAUUCGAAGAGACGGCCGCCAAAUUGGUUCCGGCGCAAGAGACUUCGCGACACGCGCAACUUCGUGUCGCGCAAUUGGAACAGCAAUUGAAAACCAUCGAAAAGUCGUAUGCCACAGAAGUAGCCGAACAUGACGAAUGGAAACAAUUUGGAACGUCUCUUCAGGCGAUAUUGUUGAAUGAUGAAAAUGAUAGUAGUACUGAAGAAGUAGUGGAUAGCAACAAUAGCAAUAACCCACAUGCCAUGCUCCGUCAAGUCGCCACCAUGAAACAGCAAUUGACUCAAUCACGUGACACUAUCAAACAAAUGGAAGAACGAAUCCAACAAUUCCAGAAUUGGAAACGACCCGCCCAAAUUCGCAUGGAACAGUACGAUGCCAAGGAAGCGGCCAUGGUCCAACAAAAGAAAGAAUGGCAACACCAAGUUCAAUUGCUCCACACUCAAAUUUCAACAUUGCAAGCCCAAGAGGCCAUUUGGAAACGAGAAAUCAAAUCCCUACAAGAACUCAAUGCCAGUUUUGAUUCAUUGCCACAACAACAAAACGCCAAUAGUAAAACGGCCCCGCUCGAAAUGGCGUCAUUGUCUUCCAAACUACAGGCCGCCCAAUUGGAAUUACAGGCCCGCCAAGACGAAUGUCACACCAUUCAGACCGAUCGCGAUCGAUUGCAACUGGCAUUGGACGAACGUGCCCAAGAAACGCAAGACGUCGCCUCCGAACUAGGUCGUGUCAAGGAAAAAUACGGCAAGCUGCGAGAAGCGUUAGAGUUGGCCAAACAGGCCGCACAACAAGCCGAUCAACGAGCCGUUCGUGCCGAAGAAUUGGCCGGAAAGGGAGCCUUUCAUCCCGACCAUACGCGUGUCUUGCAUCUCACACAAAAUCCACGCACUGCCACACUGCAAAAACAAAAUGCCGCACUCAAACAGCAAUUGGCGCAGGCAUUGAACAAAGACAGUAACAAUGUGCCAAGCACAAGCACCACCACUUCUAACAUUGACCCCGACAAACUCCAUCAACGACUCAAACAGCAAUUUCGAGAUCAAAUUGCACUCUUUCGAGAAGGCGUCCAUCUCAUUACCGGCUACAAGAUUGAUAUGAUUCCCGAUACGCAAAAACAUACCUUUCGCAUUCGAUCCAUGUUUGCGGCACACAAGACGGACGAAUUGCUUUUUGACUGGCCCAAACAACAAGACGAUACUACUCACAACAAGACGGCACCAGUACCGGCACUCCAUCUCAUGGCCAAUGAUUAUGCCAAACAAUUGGCGCGAGAACCGUCGUACGAGUACAUUGCCAAGUACGGGUCCAUGCCGGCGUUUGUCGCCAGUGUCCAAUUGAGUGAAUUUGAAAAACAAACCUUGAUGGGGUAG
This is a messenger RNA of Seminavis robusta, 1995 nucleotides long. The record is from the annotation of a GenBank genome assembly. Lineage: Eukaryota; Bacillariophyta; Bacillariophyceae; Naviculales; Naviculaceae.